ACAAAGAAGAAGCCGAUUGGGAAUUUGAAGGCAGGGCUGUUCGUGACUUCGUCUUGACGAGGGAUUGGUUUGAAGGUUAAAAAAAAUGAAGGGAAAUGCCGCCGCCGAUGCGAAUAAAAUCAUAACAAAAUAGUGGUUGUGGUUGUUUUUAUUGUAUGGAAAGAGAAUCUCCAAAACCGGCAAACAGUGAGGAGUCUUGAAGAUUAAGGAUAAAGGGUUGUCCGGUCCACAUACGUACAGAUAGAGUUUGAUUCACUCACACAAAAUCCAACCAAUCUUGAGUAUCUUUACCCAACAAAACAAACUGUCAUUUCCUUCAAAUCUCUCUCUCCCCCUUCCCUUAGACAUCUGAAAUCUGAAAAGAAAGGGAGAGAGUGAUGGCAGCUGCGGGCAUGGCAGGGGCAGGGGCAGGGGUUGUUGGAGUUGGAGGAGGUGACGUUUGGAGGGCACAUACGGCCAUGGCUGUGGUUCAGCUCUUCAACGGAGGGUAUCAUGUAAUUACCAAAGUGGCCCUCAAUGUUGGCAUCAACCAGCUUGUAUUCUGCGUAUUCCGGGACCUCCUUGCUCUUGCCAUCCUUGCUCCCAUCGCCUAUGUCCGUGAAAAACGGAUUCGACAACCAAUGAAUAGACGCCUGUUCAUGUCCUUCUUCUUUCUUGGACUAAGUGGGAUCUUUGGCAACCAGCUUUUGUUUCUUAUUGGUCUUGGCUACACAAAUCCAACUUAUGCUGCUGCGAUACAGCCUGCUAUCCCAGUGUUCACGUUUAUCCUGGCUGUUCUAAUGGGUACAGAAAGAGUGAACUUGCUUAGAACUGAAGGGCAGGCAAAGGUUGGUGGUACACUUGUAUGUGUUUUUGGAGCCAUAUUAAUGGUCUUAUUCCGAGGACCUGUUUUGAUUGGAUAUAUAGAGCCAGACUUUGCAGCACAGAGCGAAAUAAGUGCCAGAGGUCAACCGGAGCCAGCUGGAUGGUUGAUGUCUAGUUUUCUAGAGUUUGGGCUAGAUCAUUUUCAUCUUGGAGUUUUAUGCUUAUUAGGGAACUGUAUGUGCAUGGCCGCUUUUUUAGCCAUUCAGGCUCCACUUUUGAAAAGAUAUCCUGCCAACUUGUCAGUCACAGCAUAUUCAUACUUCUUCGGUGCUCUUUUGAUGGUGGUGACCGCAUUAUUUAUGACAAAUGAGUCAACAGACUGGAGCUUGACACAGUCUGAGCUUUUUGCUGUUAUUUACGCUGGAACUGUUGCAUCUGCCCUUAAUUAUGGACUGCUAACAUGGAGCAAUAAGAUUUUGGGGCCUGCUUUGGUUGCUCUUUACAAUCCACUUCAACCUGCAGCUUCGGCCUUUUUGUCAAGAAUUUUCCUUGGAAGCCCUAUUUACUUGGGAAGUGUUUUAGGGGGAUUACUAAUUAUUGCUGGUCUUUAUGUGGUGACUUGGGCGUCUUUGAGAGAAAGACAAGCAGCUCUGGAUGUUAUUCCUCACGUGGCUCGAGCCUCCGAACCUCUCAUCCACAAAGAUGCAACAAUUAAUAAGAUACACCAGAGAGGACUUAUUUUCUCAGGGCCUUCCAACUCGUUGCCAAAAUCUUCAGAUUGAGAAAACAUUUGAUUGGUUGUGCUGUAAAGUUUCUUAAUUCCGGAAUUUCGACAGUAAACCCGUUGAGAUAAAAGAUUGUGUCUUUUUUUUUAAUGCAUUUGAUAUGAUUUCUUGUUGAGGAGAUGCA
Messenger RNA from Prunus mume (Japanese apricot), 1713 nucleotides. It is a transcript of the gene UMAMIT2, whose product is annotated as nodulin MtN21 /EamA-like transporter family protein. Gene Ontology annotation, cellular component: membrane. Gene Ontology annotation, molecular function: transmembrane transporter activity. The record is from RefSeq and is a predicted model, not a curated record. Lineage: Eukaryota; Viridiplantae; Streptophyta; Magnoliopsida; Rosales; Rosaceae.